Messenger RNA from Trichomonas vaginalis G3, 609 nucleotides. RefSeq names its product small Rab GTPase Rab7c. The transcript has a single exon. The record is from RefSeq and is a predicted model, not a curated record. The coding region runs from base 1 to 609 and encodes 202 amino acids. NCBI's taxonomy places the organism in Eukaryota, Parabasalia, Trichomonadida, Trichomonadidae. Gene Ontology annotation, molecular function: GTPase activity; GTP binding.
AUGGCAUCACGCGCACGGACUAUGCUUAAAGUUCUCUUUCUUGGUGAUACAGGAGCUGGGAAGACAUGCCUCUUGAAUCAAUAUGUUAGCAGAGAAUUUUCAUCUGACUAUAAAGUUACAAUUGGCUCAGAUUUUACAUCAAAACAAGUUGAAAUUGAUGGAAAAUUCGUCACCUUACAGAUUUGGGAUACAGCAGGACAAGAAAGAUUCCAAUCUCUUGGUUCAACAUUCUUUAGAGGAACAGAUUGCUUGAUUUUGGUUUAUGAUGUCACCAAUGCAAAAUCAUUUGAAAAUAUUAAUAAAUGGAAAAAUGAUUUUGUCAGACAACUAGAACUUAAACAAGAUUCAAACUUUCCAUUUUUACUGCUUGGAAACAAGUGCGAUAUUCAGAACAAAGUUGUUCAGGCUUCAGCAGCAAGAGAAUAUGCCCAAAUGAAUGGAAUGAUAUUCCAUGAAGUUUCUGCCAAAACUGCUGAAGGAGUACAAACAGCAUUUGAAGAGAUUGUAAGAAAAGCCCUUGAAAACACUCAUACUGAUGAAUUCGUUUUACCACAGUCAGUAAUCAAUAUUGAAAAGAAGCAAGAAGAAAAGAACAAAUCAUGUUGUUAG